Molecule: messenger RNA, 2068 nt
Organism: Acomys russatus (golden spiny mouse)
Lineage: Eukaryota; Metazoa; Chordata; Mammalia; Rodentia; Muridae
Gene: Ppp3r1
Product: protein phosphatase 3 regulatory subunit B, alpha
Exons: 6
Coding region: 498-1010 (170 amino acids)
Molecular function (GO): calcium-dependent protein serine/threonine phosphatase regulator activity; calcium ion binding
Source: RefSeq, a predicted model, not a curated record
CAGAAGCCUUCUUCCUGCUGGCCUUCCUUCAGUCACAUGACAGGAAGGGUGCCUCCGCCGACGUCCAGACGUCUGCCUCUUCCCCGCCCCCCAACUCCCCGGCGCACCGUACGCAGAAGGCACUGGCAGUGAGCAAGCACGGAGCUCUCCGCGCACUCCGGUUGGAGAGCGUUUGCACGGCCCGGCGCGGGUUCCCGGAUGUCGGUCUCCCGCAAACCCCGCCCCGCCCCGCCCCGCGCUCGCUCCGCCCUCUGCGCGCCCUGUUCCGUGCCUUGAGGUUGCGGUCAGCGAGAGCCGCUGCAGCAAGUCGGGCUGCCCGCGAGCGUGAGGCUGCAACCUUCUCCUCCCGCCGACGAAUCUCCAACCCGGACUCCGCCCGCCCACGCUCCGGGCCCAGGUCCCGUUGCACCUUGCCCGGCUCCGGAGAGCAAGCCACCGUCGCCGCGUCCCGAGGAACCCACAGCCGUCGCCACCGCCGCAAUCGCCAGCCGAGCAAGAUGGGAAAUGAGGCGAGUUACCCUUUGGAAAUGUGCUCACACUUUGAUGCUGAUGAAAUUAAAAGGCUAGGGAAGAGAUUCAAGAAGCUUGAUUUGGACAAUUCUGGUUCUUUGAGCGUGGAAGAGUUCAUGUCUCUGCCUGAGUUACAACAGAACCCGUUAGUGCAGCGGGUAAUAGACAUAUUCGACACAGACGGGAAUGGAGAAGUGGACUUCAAAGAAUUCAUUGAAGGAGUCUCUCAGUUCAGUGUCAAAGGUGAUAAGGAGCAGAAGUUGAGGUUCGCUUUCCGUAUCUAUGACAUGGAUAAGGACGGCUAUAUUUCCAACGGGGAGCUCUUCCAGGUGCUGAAGAUGAUGGUGGGGAACAACCUGAAAGACACACAGUUACAGCAGAUCGUAGACAAAACCAUCAUAAAUGCAGAUAAGGACGGGGAUGGAAGAAUAUCCUUUGAGGAAUUCUGUGCUGUUGUAGGUGGCCUAGAUAUCCACAAAAAGAUGGUGGUCGAUGUGUGACUCUUUGAAGAAUACCACCCAACACUUUUGCUUUCUUCUCCAUCUCUGAAGAUCUGCUCAAGACGUCCAGCAAUGCUCUCUGUGUAUUUAAAUGGAAGUAUUUUUCUCUGUGAAGCCACAUUUUCCAACGUGAGCCUCAUGAAGCCAACUAAGUGUUAUUGAACUCCUACGCUCUCAAUAACUCAGUGUAGCACAGUAAAGUGAAGGACAGCAGCAUGAAAAGAGCGUAUGAGGAUGGUGGAGAAAGGGAAGGGGUUGGCUUUUUAAUUUAUUUUUCUUCAUCUUUUAUAACAAGAAAGUAUCUAUAUAUACAUAUGUAAAUAUUUAUAUAUAGAUAUAUGUAGCUUUCUAUAUAUUUAGUAGGUUGGCUUUAAUUUAAUAUACUUGAUUCAGAAACAAAAUGUUAGAGUACAAAGUGCCAAGCAGAACAUAAAACAUCCUUACUUUUAUUUCACACAGUUUUAUAUGUAGAUAGAAGAUUGUACAAUUUGCACCAGGUAGUAGGCCAGCUAUUUUUCCUUUCUCUGUGCUUUCUCCUUUGAGAGAUUGAUAAAGCAUUUGUUAAUGCCCUAUUAUUUACCUUAAUUACAUUUUUGUAACGAGUCUGUUAACUUUAUAUCUCUGAGUAUAUUUCCAGGGACUGUGUCUUAUUGCUGAGCAGCAUUUGAUUCAUCGCAGUUGGAGGUCUAGUUCAGUGCUGUUGCCAAGAAUGGGCCCUGUGUCCAUAGAACUGCGUAUGUUACGGCUGCUUCAGGCUGAUGCUUUUUAAGUAGUCUCAGUAAUUUAUUUUUAUUAAGUGUCCCUGAGAAAAAUGUAAUUAGCAGUUGUGAUUUUUAUAAAGGUCAGAAGUUUUCUGAGGCAGUAAUGACUUUUUAAAAAUGUAUUAUUUAGUGAAGAAAACCCAAAGUAGUCAUGUAAUGGCUUAGAAUAUACUUGCUUCAUUAUACACAAGUGCUGUAUUUUCCGGAGUAGAAGACGGCCCCAACUUUAACUUUUCCAGUUAAAAUAUAGAAUUUGCAGCCCGAGUCUGCUGCACAAGGUGUAUGUUCGAAGAGGGG